GCAUUGUAACGAUAGCUUACUCCACUGACUACAUGACCAUCGGAGAGAGGGCCUAUAGCGGCAUUUUAUAUGUUAGUUCUGGUGAAUGUCACAAAAGGUAUGAUAAGUGUCAUUGGCCAUUAUAGCCGUCGUAUCUGGAAAGCGGCAGCGAAAUGGAGACAUUGCGUCCGAGAUAAGCUAGGUUGGAGCUUUGAUAGCGACUCGCGGCGUCAACAGCCAGUUGUAGAUAAUAGUACGGAGUAGUCCGAGUCUUUCCCCAUUUCUGUAUGAGGAAAAGCUGGAGUUUACUGGAAGCAAAAGUGGGGUUGCUGAUCAUCUGUUCUGUAUGAACCCUGUCUCGCUAAACUCUCAGUCACUCCCAGCUCUUCUCAUUUGAUCCCUACGAUAGAUCAGCACCAGCACCAGCACCAUGACCGGAAGUAAGAAUGUGGUGUUCGACAUUGUCGGCACGCUGGUCUCCUACGAUGUCCUCUUCGAAGCGAUCGACACGCAACUGGGCGACCGUCUCCGUGCGGAGGGAAUCAAGCCUUCCUUAUUAGGAUACACAUGGAUCGAGGUUGCGGAGCGCGAGUACACAUAUCUGAGCUUGUCAGGCCAGUAUAAGACAUUCGCUACUUGUCUGGAAUUGCUCUUCUGGCGAAUGCUCAAGAUGGCAGGCAUCCAAGACCCGCGAAGCUUUGCCACAAAGAGCGAUCUCGAGUUUAUCAUGAGUAGGUAUGCCAAACUUGGACUCCGCCCAGGAGCGGCCGAGUGCGUCACUAAGUUGCGUGAUGCUGGGUUCACUGUCUGGGCACUCACAGCGGGGGACGCCGCGAGAGUGGGGGGAUAUUUCGCCAACGCUGGACUCGAAUGGCCCGCAGAGAAUCUGAAAUCCUGUGACUCGCAGGGAAUAGGCAAGCCAGACUUGCGGGUGUACCAACCGCUCCUCGAGCAGCUCUCCCAGCACGGACAACCCUGGUUUGCUGCUGGACAUAUGUGGGACGUUUCGGCGGCUCGCCGUGCGGGGUGAGUACAGAUGCA
This is a messenger RNA of Aspergillus neoniger CBS 115656, 1020 nucleotides long. Its product is annotated as haloacid dehalogenase-like hydrolase. The coding region runs from base 410 to 1009 and encodes 199 amino acids. NCBI's taxonomy places the organism in Eukaryota, Fungi, Ascomycota, Eurotiomycetes, Eurotiales, Aspergillaceae. The transcript is spliced from 2 exons. The record is from RefSeq and is a predicted model, not a curated record.